UGCCACCAAACUUUCUCAGAGUCGCCUCACGAGAGUUGAGUUUUACGGAAAAAUCUCAGCUUAUUUUCGUUACCGCAAGCGGCCUCUCAGGAAAAAUAGCGUCGAUCGGGUAAGUCAACUCUACUUUCAUUUUCUUGUUUAUCGCGUUAUUUAUGUAAAUUACAUGUGAAAAUUAUAACUGACGUCACAUGUGAUAGUCGUCUGCAUGUAAAUAUUAUUCAUUACGUUCAGAAAUGGCGAGCGAGUGUUCUGAAAGUGUCUCAGACGCCAGUUUAAAAAUUAAAAAACCUAACUGGACCGAGUUAGAAAAGAAACUUUUGGUGGAAGAAGUGCAUUUUAGGGAGGGUUUAUUGUUUGGGAAAUUUAAGGGCGCUGGGGGUGGGAAGAUAGCGAAGGACGUUGCCUGGAGAGAGGUUGCACAGGCAGUGAACGGGAGCAGUGGUUCGGGAAUACUGAGGACAAGUGGGGAGGCUGCCAAGCAGUACAGUAACUUGAAGCAGAGGGCCAAAGGAAAGUUAUCAGAAUCAAAACGCCCAAAGACAGGAGGAGGUCCCAAGCCACCAAGCCCCACACUAGUUGAGCUUUCCAUUUUGGAACAACUGGAAGGAAGGCCUUCCCUUGAAGGAAUAUGUGGAGGAAUAGAUACAGCGGAUCCAGUGGAAACUCAGCCUUCCACCUCUUCUUCAGCAUCUUCAGAUGUGCCUGCAAAGAAGACUGACGUACAAGAUUCUGGUAAGAAAAAGAGGAAGCUUACCAUCCUGGAGCUAGAGGAAAGGAAUCUAUCAUUAGAGGAUGAUAAACUUCAGGAAGAAAUAAAGAAGCUGAAAGACGAGAGACAGCUCAUUGUGGCCAAGAAAUCAUAUUAUGACCUAAAAUUCCAAAUUUUAUGUAAUAAUAAUCCUGAGGUAGUAGCUCAAAUGUUGAAGACCAAUGAAUGUUGA
Messenger RNA from Magallana angulata, 941 nucleotides. RefSeq lists its product as uncharacterized. The transcript has 5 exons. Bases 234 to 941 code for a protein of 235 amino acids. Gene Ontology annotation, cellular component: nucleus. The record is from RefSeq and is a predicted model, not a curated record. NCBI's taxonomy places the organism in Eukaryota, Metazoa, Mollusca, Bivalvia, Ostreida, Ostreidae.